Molecule: messenger RNA, 1515 nt
Organism: Chrysoperla carnea
Lineage: Eukaryota; Metazoa; Arthropoda; Insecta; Neuroptera; Chrysopidae
Gene: AP-1mu
Product: AP-1 complex subunit mu-1
Exons: 1
Coding region: 134-1402 (422 amino acids)
Biological process (GO): intracellular protein transport; vesicle-mediated transport
Cellular component (GO): clathrin-coated vesicle; clathrin adaptor complex
Molecular function (GO): clathrin-cargo adaptor activity
Source: RefSeq, a predicted model, not a curated record
CCUGUAUUACUAUACGCAAGAUGUUAGAACAAACUGAUAACUUUUAAGAUAAAUAAGAAAGUUUCAAUGAAAAUUCAUUAAAGAUUUAAAAAAAAUUCUUGUAAAUAAAGUGUACAAAUAGAAAUUUGUGAAAAUGUCAAUAUCAGCCAUAUAUAUCCUUGAUGUAAAAGGGAAAGUGUUAAUAUCUCAUAAUUAUCGUGGUGAUUUAGAAACAAAUGUUAUUGAAAAAUUUAUGCCUUUAUUGAUGGAAAAGGAAGAGGAAGGUUUACUUACACCCAUAUUACAAACAAAUGAUUGUACAUUUGCAUAUAUUAAAACAAAUAAUUUAUUUAUUGUAUCAACGACUAAAAAGAAUGCCAAUAUUGCAUUAGUUUUUGUAUUUUUGCAUAAAAUUGUUCGUGUUAUGAUGGAAUAUUUUAAAGAACUUGAAGAAGAAAGUAUUCGUGAUAAUUUUGUUGUAAUCUACGAAUUAAUGGAUGAAUUAUUAGAUUUUGGUUAUCCACAAACGACUGAUAGUAAAAUCUUACAAGAAUAUAUCAUGCAAGAAGGCCAUAAACUUGAAAUACAGCCACGUAUACCCUUAGCUGUAACAAAUGCAGUAUCUUGGCGUUCUGAAGGUAUCAAAUAUCGUAAGAAUGAAGUAUUUUUGGAUGUUAUCGAAUCAGUGAAUCUAUUAGCAAACGCCAAUGGUAAUGUGUUACGUAGUGAAAUUGUUGGUGCAAUCAAAAUGCGUGUUUAUUUAUCUGGCAUGCCAGAAUUACGUUUAGGAUUAAACGAUAAAGUAUUAUUUGAAUCAACCGGUCGUGGAAAAUCAAAAUCAGUGGAACUUGAAGAUGUGAAAUUUCAUCAGUGUGUACGAUUAUCACGAUUUGAAAACGAUCGUACCAUAUCAUUCAUACCACCUGACGGUGAGUUUGAAUUAAUGUCAUAUCGAUUAAACACCCAUGUAAAACCGUUAAUAUGGAUUGAAUCGGUAAUUGAAAGGCAUGCCCAUAGUCGUGUUGAAUAUAUGAUUAAAGCGAAAUCACAAUUUAAGCGACGUUCAACUGCAAAUAAUGUGGAAAUUGUCAUUCCGGUACCAGCUGAUGCCGAUUCACCGAAAUUCCAGACUACCGUUGGCAGUGUAAAAUAUGCACCAGAACAAAAUGCGAUUACAUGGAGUAUUAAAUCAUUUCCCGGUGGUAAGGAGUAUUUAAUGCGUGCACAUUUUGGAUUACCGAGCGUGGAAUGUGAGGAUAUUGAAGGGAAACCUCCAAUUCAAGUAAAAUUUGAAAUACCGUAUUUUACAACGUCCGGAAUUCAAGUACGAUAUUUAAAAAUUAUUGAAAAGAGUGGGUAUCAAGCGUUGCCAUGGGUACGAUAUAUCACACAAAAUGGAGAUUAUCAACUAAGAACUAACUAAAUUUCUUGUUUUCAUUUUUUAAAUUAACUGUAUACAGGGUGUUAAUAUUACAAGGUUACGAAGUUUGUUAUCAGAUUUAAUUGGUUUUAUUAAUAAAAAUUAAAUAGUUGCUU